Glycine soja is the source of this 1725-nucleotide messenger RNA. Its product is annotated as VAN3-binding protein-like. Gene Ontology annotation, biological process: leaf vascular tissue pattern formation; phloem or xylem histogenesis; auxin-activated signaling pathway. Lineage: Eukaryota; Viridiplantae; Streptophyta; Magnoliopsida; Fabales; Fabaceae. The transcript has 7 exons. The record is from RefSeq and is a predicted model, not a curated record. Bases 333 to 1508 code for a protein of 391 amino acids.
CUUCACCAUUACUUCUAAGUCUAUCCCCCCACUUUUUCCCAAAUUAUCAAUAAUAUUUCUGUUAUCGGCAACAGUGCUAGCUGUGCAGUGUGCACCAACCAAGGAUUGUGUUUUCUUAAUAUUUACAGCAAACGUUGUUUUUCGAGCUUGGUAAAUAUUGGACUGUCUAGGAUUAUUGUUUAAUUAACUUCAAUUGUGGUUAUUCGGAGCACAAUACUUGGAUUAUAAUCCAUUUUGCUUCAUCGCUUGCUUCCAAGUCCUGUCUCGUUUAUAUUUGAGACUCAAGCUAGUGGAAAAAAAGAUUAUCAAAGUUUUUAUAGAAGCUAGCAAAUAUGGAAGGUGGUUUUUUUACACCUUGGAAGAAUGGGCCUUGGCAGGAGUUAGCUUCAGAGGACGUGAAGGAAAGUGAGCAAUUGAAAUCGCUGCCACCCUUGGCUGAGCCACCGACACCCCGUGAACCUAUGGAGUUCUUAUCUAGGUCAUGGAGUCUCUCUGCCUCCGAAAUCUCAAAGGCUCUCUCAGAGAAACAAAAGCAAACUUUCCUCGAUAACAAGGCCCCAGACACAUUGCCCGAACCUAUUUCCGCUCCUCAAUUAGCAGGAGGGAAGAUGAUAGUAUCUGGAAAUUGUCGAAGGAUGGGUGCGAUUGGGAAAUGGUUACAUCAGAAGCAGUACGGCAAUACGAACGUUUCCGUUAAGAAGAAAGACCGGGCGCGCGUGGAAAACGCGCGCGUGCAUUCUGCGCUAUCCAUUGCGGGGCUAGCCUCUGCGGUGGCCGCUGUGGCGGCAACAGAGGACCCUCGCGGUGGCUCUCGUUCUAAAUUGGACGUUGCUCUCGCUUCGGCCACGCAACUCUUGGCUUCUUAUUGCGUUGAAAUAGCGGAGAUAGUUGGCGCGGAUCGCCAGCGCGUGGCUUCCACAGUUAGGUCUGCGGUUGAUAUUCAAACGCCAGGAGAUCUAAUGACUCUCACUGCUGCAGCUGCAACAGCUUUGCGAGGAGAUGCAGCUCUGACAGCGAGAAUGCCAAAAGAAGCAAAGAAAAAUGCGUCAAUAAGUCCGUAUGAUAAAGUGAUAGCGGAAACGCAAUGGCUUCGUGCGUUUGACGGUCAGAUGUUGGAACGUUAUCCUCCGUGCCUGGGGGAUUUGUUGCAGCUCACAGAAAAAGGUGCUUUACGAUGGAGACAUGUCCAUGUUUAUAUCAAGAAAUGUCAGGUUAAAGUUAAGAUCAAAAGCAAGCACGUUGGAGGAGCCUUCUCCAAAAAGAACAAAUGUGUGGUGUAUGGAGUCUGUGAUAAAGAUAAUGCAUGGCCAUAUAGAAAAGAAAGGGAAGCAUCAGAAGAGCUUUAUUUUGGCCUGAAAACUGCACAAGGUCUUCUAGAAUUUAAGUGCCAGAACAAACUCCACAAGCAAAAAUGGGUUGAUGGAAUAGAAUUUUUACUUCGUAGGGUCAACUCUGUUGAAGCAACAGAGCAUUCUCUAGAAUUUGUAAGUAUUAGUACCAGUACAUGAUUUGUUUGGAUUGUAUAUGCCGAUAGGAUUUAGAAGAGUGAAACAUAAAAAAUUUUGUCAAACAAAUGCUACCUCUACAUUACAUAAGCAAAGAAACAAUACUGUUCACUGUAGGGGUUGCUUGUGACCAUGCUUGUUAAUAGUAAUACGGUAAUACCAAUUGAUAGAUGUUAAAACCUGUUUAAGAUAUAAAAGUUACUGCAUCUCUCGACGUCAA